CUUAAUACUUGGGUCGUUCGUCACGUUUCUUUUGCAGGUCAUUCCACCCUUCUAAAACUGCUCUCCUUCCCGCCACUUCCUAUCUUAUGACCCAUACUGUGGCGCCCAAAGCUGUCCUGAAUCAAGUGAAGCAAAGGCAUGCACAAACCAACCCUGCUAUGCCCAACUCCUCUCACCUCAGCCGAUGGAUCGCCAUUAUCAGCCAUUACUCUCGCAAAGGUUUCUACGAAGAAACCCUCCGCCUCUUCCGCCAAAUGCAAAACGAAGGGUUACCCCCUAGCCGCUUCAUCUUUCCCAGCGUCCUCCGCUCAGCUUCCAAAAUUUUCGAUUCCAGAAUCGGCAGAUCCCUCCACAGUUCAUCUAUCCGAUCAUUGUUAUCUUCAGACCCCUUUAUUUGCAGCGCUCUAAUCGAGUUCUACAGCAAAUGCGGCCGAAUAAAAAACGCCCGACAAGUGUUUGAUGUAACGCCUGAGAAGGACUUGGUCGUCUGGAACUCCAUUGUCUCGGGAUACGCUUCUCAUGGAUUACUCGAAGAAGGUAUGUCCUUAUUCCGAAAAAUGCAAUCUUGCGGUCCAAAACCGGAUUUAUUUACUUGGAAUUCUUUAAUUUCUGGGUUCGCCCAAUCGGGUAAUGAACAAAUGGCUUUGAAGCUUUUUGAUUCAAUGAAAAUAACUGGAAUUGAAGCUGAUGUAUUCUCUUGGACGUCUCUUAUUUCUGGGUCUGUACGCAAUUUCAAUUACAGAAAGGCUUUUGCUUUGUUUCAACAAAUGGUGGAGGUCGCCCAAAUUCGGCCGAGCUCAGCUACUAUUAGCAGUCUAUUACCGGCUUCAGCCAACGUUUUGAAUCUGAGAAGAGGUAAAGAGAUACAUGGCUACGCCAUUGUUAACGGAUUCGAAGCUGAUUUGUUUGUGAGCAGUUCGCUGGUGGAUAUGUAUUCGAAGUGCGGGGUCAUAUCCGACGCAGAUAAGGUAUUCGACCAUAUGCUUGUCAAGAAUACGGUAUCAUUUAACUCCAUGAUUUUUGCUCACGCAAAUCAUGGGCGCUGUGAGAAAGCUAUAAAACUUUUCUAUAAAAUGAAAAUCUAUGGUUCAGUGCCUGAUCAUUUAACAUUCACUGCCAUCUUAACUGCUUGUAGCCAUGGAGGAAAGGUAAAACUUGGGAAAUAUUUGUUUAGAUUUAUGCAGGAAGGGCACCAGAUUGUACCCAGGCUGGAGCAUUAUGCUUGCAUGGUGGAUCUUCUUGGAAGAGCUGGUAAUCUAUUUGAGGCUUAUGAUUUGAUCAAUGGGAUGCCAAUGGAGCCAGAUUUCUUUGUUUGGGGAGCAUUGCUUGGGGCUUGUGAGCUCCAUGGGGAUGUCGAGCUUUCACAGAUUGCUGCGAGGCAUUUGAGUGAGCUUGAGCCUGACAACACUGGGAGCUUGUGUCUUCUGGCUAGUCUAAUGGUGAGUGCAGGGAGAUUGGGAGAUGCAGAGAAGAUUAAGAAGGCAAUAAAGAAGAAGAAGUUGAGAAGAUACUUGGGAUGUAGUUGGACACAGCAGUAACUGUUAAGAAGUUUUGCAUUCAUGGUAUUUUUUUUUUCUUGCAAAUGGAGCCAAAUGAUCUUUAAGAAAAUUAAGUUUCAUGGAAGGUGAGAGAGAGAGAGAGAGAGAGAGAGAGAGAGAGAGAGAGAGUUCUGAUAGGAUCAUUGUUGAAUUCAUCUCAAAUCAACUUUCUGAUUCCAGCAACCAGAUGGUCUUGACUGAGUUCAAAAAUUGUGCUACAUCAGAUCGAAUUGCAAUGUCCAUGUUUUGUUACAGAGGAGCCUAAUUUUUGUUAUAGAAAGAAGCAUCUUACAAAGACUUAGGCUUUAUUUGGGACAAGUUUCUUUUUUCUUUUAAGAACUUCUUAGUAUAAUUUUUUUUCAACUGUAAAUUUUUGUACUAAAAAGUUGCUUUAGAAAAUAGUAAGAAAUAUGUUUGGAAUGAAUCCUUUGCUCAUCAAUUAGGUUGUACAUAUAUAAAGUAUUCGGUGUGUUUUGCAUUGAUUUUCUUUGUAUUUUA
Molecule: messenger RNA, 2036 nt
Organism: Dendrobium catenatum
Lineage: Eukaryota; Viridiplantae; Streptophyta; Magnoliopsida; Asparagales; Orchidaceae
Product: pentatricopeptide repeat-containing protein At5g59600
Exons: 2
Coding region: 87-1538 (483 amino acids)
Biological process (GO): RNA modification
Molecular function (GO): RNA binding; protein binding
Source: RefSeq, a predicted model, not a curated record